CUUGGAGCGAAGCUACACCCUUCAACCUCUCGACGUGCCUUCUCCUCACCAAAGUGUCGGCAGGCCUCGCGUGCGACUUUUUGCAUUUCCGGUUUCGACGCUCGCAUCGCGCGCGGAUCGGGCAGAGGGCGACGCCUUACCACGAGUCUCUCGCGAGUCGGACACAAGGUGCAGCAAGCAGCACUUGCGAAACGCUCUUCCCUGAACCCUGAACCAUCCGCCCGGGAGGGUGAGAGCGAGGUGCGCUGCCGGGGCGGGAGAAACGACGCUGACCUGGCUCUGCCCGACUUCAACUCUUCGGGAUUUCCGCCUCGUUUCCAGGACACGCCUGCGCCGACUACGACGACGACGCAGCGGCAACAGCAUCAUCGUCAGCGGCAACAACGAAGCAUGUGUGCAGCAGAUUGUGCUCCUUAUUAGCCUACCUUAUCCGACGCCAUCCUAUUCAGGCGUGCCACGACUGUCUCAGCGCCCAGAGACAUAUUGACAACAUAGCGUGCCUCGCUCCCUUGCCCUCGGUCUCACAUUCGACGGCAACGCCUCGCCUGGUCAUAAAGUCCUGUGCUCUCUCCUUCCAACCAGGCGCGAGCUCGCUCACGAGCCGCUGCGACGCCUGCCCGCCACCACCAUGAGACUCCCUUUUCGCAAAAAGGAUAAGAAGAAGAGCGAGUCGUCGUCGUCGUACCCCGAAGAGUUCCGUUCUUGGCCGCCCUCCACAGCCUUUCACGCGCCGCCCACGUACAACUCGGCGAACCUUCUGAAUCACUUCCCUCACGCCGUGCUGCAGCGCAUCUUCGCCUUUGUCUGUCCGCACACCCGCGACGAGAGCUACGAACCGUGCGAAGAGAGCGCCAACGACCAUGGGUGCAUGCUCUGCGACCUGCGCGACCUCUCUCACUGCGCGCAGGUGAAUCGGUCAUGGCGAGCGAGUGCCGUCACGGUCCUUUAUCACAGCGUCCGCAUCGACCCUGUGCAUUACUGCAAGCUGGAGGCGUUCCUGGCGGAGAAGCGCAAGAAGACGUCGCGGUUUGAUCGCAAUGGCAUUCCCGAGGACCCCGCCCUUGCCCGCCUGAGGCUGUUCCGACGGACCGUUCGUGAUGACCCGACGCGGAUAGGCAAGCUCGUCCAGUUUCUCAAGACGCCGUACAUGAUCCGCGAGUCCUGCCACGUCGAGCUGGCCCAAACCAUUGCCGUCCUUCCCAACAUCAAGUACGUUGACCUGCCCGAGGGCAUGUUCGCCGACGAGCCCAACUACGCGACGCUACGGCUCGAGGUUCAGGCCCGAUGCCCAAACCUGCGCAAGAUGGCCUACGUCAAGGGAUCCGAGAGGAGCUUUGCCGCCUUGGCCCAGCCGCAGGUAUGGCCGUGUCUGGAGGUGCUGGAGCUCGACCGUCUGGACGUGGACCCGAUGGUCCUGCGAAACGUCCUGGGUUCCCUCACGAGGCUCCGUGCCCUCAAAGUGACGGAGACACCGAGCUUCUCCGACGAGGUCAUGGUCGUUGCCGACGGCCUGCCACCCAUGCCGGCACUAGAAGAACUGGUGGUCAAGGAUGCGGCGCGGAUGACGGUCGCAGGCCUCGUCGAGUAUCUGUCGUGGUACGAGACGCAGAUGGCGCUCCGGGUGCUGACCCUCAAGGACACGGGAGUGCAGCCCUGGCGGCUCCAGGAGGUCUUGCAGAUGGCGCCCGCACUCAGGACGCUUGCCAUCCAAUCCAAGGUGCAGGAUCCGUUCCCAACCCACGAGUCGCCCGCGCUGUUAUCGUCCAAGAGGCUUAAGACGCUGCGGUACGAGAUAUCGUCGACGUCUGGAGCAGGCCCGUACGCCACUCCCGGAUACUACACGUAUCUUGCAUCGUGCAUCAUGGCGGGCAACCUGCCCAGGCUGCGCAGGCUUUACGUGCGCGACGAGAGCUUUCCCGAAAAGCUCUCGGGAUUGCCGCCGCCCCAGGCCGCCUUUUCCGGCAGACGGCCAGGUUCCAGCUCGUCCAACGCGAGCCCGCCGGCGGUACGAGUCUCGCCACUUCCCGUCCAGCCGCCUCGCUCCCCUACGUUUCCCACCCGACAGCCAAUGUCGCCCAAAGGCAAUCCUAACCGGUUCAGCUCCAACAAUCCCUUCGCGCAACCCAGGGCGGGACCCUCUCCCCCGACGCAGACCCUCGAGGUGUUUACCAAGAACGAUGAGUACGGAAAGUGGAACUUUGCUCGGGUCGACCCCAUCACGGUGGUCGAGGCGGGUGGCCAUGGCGACAGACGGCCAAUGAGUAGCUACGGCCUCGCCGCGGAUGUGACGGGCCCGGGCUGGGACCGCGGAGAGGCGCGCAGGAGUGUUUUGAUCGGCAAUGGAACGAGCGGUUUCCUGGCGGUGCCCGGUGGCACAAGCGACGCGGGGUUUACGCUCAGCGCGCCCCCGAAGCCGUUUGCCAACGCCACCGGGCCUCGCAGCAGCGGUGGUGAGCCGAGGAGGACUAGGGGACAAUGGAGUUAGGAGGGUGCGCCGGACGCACAGGGAUUUGAGUUGGCCGCGCGUGCCACGAUGCCUCGUCGGGCCAUCGACGGGCAAGGGAGACUGGGUUCAUGUCCAGACGACAAAGAAGCGCGAGGAGACGACGCCCAAGAAUGACUGACGACGAUGGAGGCGGCGGCGACACUUUCAGCCGCACAACGUAAUGGCGGUUUCAUGGAAUGCAUCUAGAAACGAUGCAACGAGCACGUUUACAUCAAGGGGGAAGGGGUAGCACAGUAGCACUGUGUGCGCACGAAGUUGAAUGAGUCGCUGGCGUCGCCGAUAGGGGCCCCCCGUGAGCGGGCGGCAUUUGGGUCAAUGAGUAAUGCGAUGCGAUGUAUAUGUGCUGUCCGCGAAGGGGCCGCCAUGAGAUCACGAAUUUCAUGCCAUACCGUCUGUCCAUCGUCCGCCCUUGGACGGACGUGCCCUUUUUGCCAAUCAUGGCCCACCGUACGAAAGAAGUACGUUAUCGUUUGUAAUACAUGAG
Molecule: messenger RNA, 2990 nt
Organism: Purpureocillium takamizusanense
Lineage: Eukaryota; Fungi; Ascomycota; Sordariomycetes; Hypocreales; Ophiocordycipitaceae
Exons: 2
Coding region: 629-2485 (618 amino acids)
Source: RefSeq, a predicted model, not a curated record